AUGCACUCUCGCUCUCUGGUUUCUGGUCUCCCCAGGACUCUGCCUGCCCUCCCUCCCUCGCCUGCGCCUCCUUGCAUUCCCUGCGUCGAGGGGCGGCAGCGCGCCGCUCCUCACUCCUCCUCGUUCCCUCCCACAGAGGCUCCCCUGCAGACUCUCCACCUGGACGUGUGGGGCCCAGCCCGCGUCCGUGGACAGGGCCACGAGCGGUACUUCCUCUGCUGCGGUCGUCGACGACUUCACCGUUACACCACGGUCUUCCCCUUGCGCAGCAAGGGUCAGGUCCCUGAUGUUUUGAUCCCUUGGAUCCGCGCUGUUCGUCUCCAGCUCCGCGAGCGGUUCGAGAGGGACUUUCCUGUCCUGCGUCUGCACUCUGACAGAGGUGUCAUGGAGGUCGCUCGUACCUCCAUGAUCCAUGCGGCUGCCCCUCAUUUUCUGUGGCCGUUUGCGGUCCGGUACGCCGCGCAUCAGCUCAACCUCUGGCCCCGUGUCUCCUUGCCGGAGACCUCGCCCACACUGCUGUGGACGGGGAAGGUUGGCGAUGCGUCGCGUUUCCGGGUCUGGGGUGCUCGUGCCUUUGUCCGCGAUACCACUGCGGACAAGCUCUCCGCCCGCGCUAUUCCCUGUGUCUUCCUUGGCUUUGUCCCUGACGCGCCUGGUUGGCAGUUUUACCACCCCACCUCGCGUCGUGUCUUUGCGUCUCAGGACGUCACGUUCGACGAGUCGGUUCCCUUUUACCGUCUCUUCCCCUACCGCACUGCCCCUCUCCUCCCCCGCCGCUCUUCCUCGCUCCAGGUAGACCCUCCUCCCUUCCCUGCGCCGGUUGAGGUCACUGGUGACUCAGGUCCUGCUGGGGGUGGUCCUGCUCGGGGUGCUACUUCUGGGGGUGCUGAGUCUGGGGGUGCUGGGCCUGGGGGUGCGGAGCCUGGGGGUGCGGAGCUUGAGGGUGUAGAGCCUGGAGGUGCUGAGCCUGCGUGUGAGGGGUCUGGGGUGCUGGAGCUGGUGGUUCUGGGGCUGCUGAGGGUGCGAGCGCUGGAGGUUCUGGAGCUGCUGGCUGGAGGUCUGGUGCUGGUGGCGCUGGAGCUGCUGAGGGUGCUGGCGCUGAGGGUUCAGAGUCUGCUGUUGCGCGGUCUCCUUGGAGUAGCCGCCUUCGUCCACGUGUGCCUCUCACCUUGCAGCAGCUGCACGACUGGUACGGUCGCCGUCAGGGUCGCGCUGCUGGAGCCCGGGGCUCUACUGCUGGAGGUACUUCUGCUGCCGUCCCUGGAGCUAGGAGUGGUGCUGGUACUGUUUCUACUGGAGGUGCUGGAGUCGCUGGUCCCGGAGGUGCUCGUACUGGAGGUACUGGAGCUGCUGGGGCUGAGGGUGCUGCGUCUGGAGGUGCUGCUGCUGGAGACACCGAGGCUGGAGACCCUGGGACUGGAGGUGCUGGUUCUGGGGGUGCUGGAGACGUGGAGGCUGGAGACCCUGGGACUGGAGGUGCUGGUUUCUGGGGGUGCUGCUGCUGGAGGCACUGGGGUUGGAGACCCUGGGCCUGGCGGUGUCGGUUCUGCUGCUGGAGGCGGCUGGGCCUAG
Molecule: messenger RNA, 1572 nt
Organism: Closterium sp. Yama58-4
Lineage: Eukaryota; Viridiplantae; Streptophyta; Zygnematophyceae; Desmidiales; Closteriaceae
Source: the annotation of a GenBank genome assembly